Messenger RNA from Fonsecaea nubica, 828 nucleotides. RefSeq lists its product as hypothetical. The transcript has a single exon. The record is from RefSeq and is a predicted model, not a curated record. Lineage: Eukaryota; Fungi; Ascomycota; Eurotiomycetes; Chaetothyriales; Herpotrichiellaceae. Bases 1 to 828 code for a protein of 275 amino acids.
AUGUCCAAAGCGCCCUUCGAACGAGAUCUCCAUGAUCGCAUCCCUACCUAUGAAGAGGCAGUCGCUGUCUCGCCCUAUGCAUCAGACCAGGACCCAAGACUGAGACCAGCGUCGAGCACAUCUUUGAUCCGACAGGAACGUACGCGACGUAUCUACGAGCUAGUCGUAGAGUCUCUCAUCCCCUGUUUUGCAACCCAUGUGUCCAACUUAUGCAACCACCUCACCAUCGUUGUCGUCCCAGCGGACAUGCUGAGGUCGACGGGAACUCUGACCCAACAGAACGUCGUUUCACCCUCAUUGCCCAGUCACCAGACCACGGGGGUCAUCAUCACCCUGGUCGGAAGUGAGAACCACUCUUCCUUCUGGAUGCAGCAAGCGGUGAUAGAAGAACUGGAUCUCAUGCUUAGAAGGGAGCUCUCCAAUCCAUCCACAACCGAGACACGAUCUGAGCGGCUGGAUGAGAAACCUCAACCCCAGUUCCAAUCGCAAUUCCAAGUCCAACCAGCACCGGGAGCUUCAUUACCGCCCCGACCCACCAAAUCAUCCUGGUUCAAGCGUGCCUUUGUUCUCCCCGGACCAGACCACGAUCCGACAGGUGAGACGGGCAAGUGGAAUCUUGGAUGGCGCAGUCCCGAGCUGGCUGAAUCAAGCAGCGGCGACAGUAAUUCAACGUCCAAAAGACGAGAAGGGAACAGAACACUCCAGACAGACGAGGUGGCCGUGCAUACAAGGUUACAGGAUGUCAGUUUUCGAACAGAGAACGAAAUGGGGCUUCUGGAGACCACCACAGUUAAGUGCAUAUGGAUAGAAAUCGAGGUUGGCCUAUAA